ACCUGCAUUACUUCCACUGCCUGAGGAUCGUGGAGAUCCUCAAGGGCACUGAGGCCUCCACCAAGAACCUCUUUGGACGCUACUCGUCCCAGCGCAUGAAGGUAAACAUGGACCUGGGGGCCCUCUUAGCACCCUCCCUUACCCCUCCUGCAGCUGAGCUUGCCAGCCUCCUGGUGCGCAGCAUCAGCUACGAGAUCCCCUCGCUGAGGAAGCAGAUCAGUCGGUGCCAGCAGGCCCAGCAGGACUUUCCCCGCCGCGAAGAGGAGUGUCAGCUGGGGGCUACCGAGCUGCGGGAACGAUUCUUUGCCUCCUGCAAGCAGUACGGCAUCACUGGUGACAACGUGCGCCAGGAGCUGCUGGCCUUGGUGAAGGACCUGCCGUCAGUGCUGUCCGAGAUGGGGGCGGGAGCCAGCGCUCUCUCCGAGGCCAUCGAGCUGUACCAGGCCUGUGUGGAGUUCGUGUGCGAGAGCUUGGCAGAGCUGGUGGUGCCCCUGCUGCGGCACGUGGGGAGGAGAGGCAACACGACUGUCUACGAGUGGAGAACGGGGCUCCAGCCCCUGCGAGUGGAGCGGCCGGAGGUGGAGGAGAUGCCGGAGCAGCCGAAGGAGGACACGAUUGACUGGGGAGACUUCACGCUGGAACCAACUAGGGUGGAUGACUGUGCCACUGCCAACGGAGGAGCCCAGGAUGAGGAGAUCAACUGGGGGAUCACACUCGAGCCCAGUCCCCAGGAUGAUGGCAUUGACUGGGGUGAUGGUGAAAGCAAGGAGGUACAGAUCACAGUGCUGGAGGCUGGCACCGAGGUGCCCGAGGGGGUUGCCUGCGGCUCUGAUGCCCUGACGCUCCUGGAAAACACCGAGACCCGGAGUCAGUUCAUUGAUGAGCUCAUGGAGGUGAGUACGAUGCAGGCGCCGGGGCUGGAGCUGGACUCCGUGGCGGUGAGCCAGUUCCGGCUGGCUCCCACUGUGCUGCAGGGCCAGACCAGCGCCCACGUGGGCUCCCUGCUGGCCACCACCCGGGCUCUGUUGGGCCAGCUGUGCACCCGCAGCAUGCAGCACCUCUUCAUGAUCCUCGCCUCUCCCAGGUACGUGGACCGGGUGAGCGAG
Molecule: messenger RNA, 1106 nt
Organism: Cariama cristata (Red-legged seriema)
Lineage: Eukaryota; Metazoa; Chordata; Aves; Cariamiformes; Cariamidae
Gene: CDK5RAP3
Product: CDK5 regulatory subunit associated protein 3
Exons: 9
Biological process (GO): regulation of cyclin-dependent protein serine/threonine kinase activity; regulation of mitotic cell cycle
Cellular component (GO): endomembrane system
Source: RefSeq, a predicted model, not a curated record